AGUUUAAAAGUAUAAAAUACUUAAUACUAUUAUUUUAUUUCUAUUUUAUUUUUUUUUACUUAAUAACUUUUAUAAUGUAAUAAAACAUUAUUUUUAUCAUAAUAAUAGAAAACUGCGAAUAAAUCUUUUAUUAAACAUUCUGGUCUAUAGAUUACUCUUGAAUUAUCAAUUUUGUUUAUUAUAAUAAAAGAAUAAUUUAAAAUUUUAAUUAUUAGUUUUACUAGUUUCCAAUCAAAAGGUUCUUGUAAUACUUUUUGAAUUUUUAAGAAAUCACACGGUUUAAAAUCAAUGGCUGAGGAACUAUCAAAAUUUGAUAAUUCCGUUAAAAUAAUGGAUCGACAAAUAGGUGACGAAGAUUCAGACUGCGAAAGUAUGAAAUUUCGCCAAUUUUUAAAAGACUUCAAGAAGCAUCCAAAAAUGAUAGAGACUGUUGAAACUUUAAAGAGGGCUUCGUUUAUUAUAAAUUCUAAAUUACACCCAAAAAAAAUAAGAUCUAAAUUUAGCAAAAAUUUACUACCUAUAAGAAAUUCUGAUAUCGAUGAUGAAUCUAGAAAUACAAGAAGAAAUUCACAAUAUAAAAGUGCAGUUUUAGUAUUGUUUUACCAUAUUGCAUAUAUAUUUUUAUAUAAACAAUCACCAACUAAUGACGAUUCUCAAAUUUUAGAAGAUAUGCGUCUGUCAAAAAAGAAGGAAAAAAGAGAAUCACAUAAUAAGUUUUUUAAUAAAGAUUAUAAUAUACAUACUACAACCCUCUUAAACAGACAAACAAAUGCAUUAAUAGACUUUGCUAUUGAAGAAUUUUAUCUUACAUUUAGAACUUUUACACUUCAAGCAAUGAAUUUAAAAGACGAUAAGAAAGCAUAUAAUUACAUCCAUAAUGAAUGUAAAGAAAAAUUAAAUGAAACUAAAAAUGAAAAUUUUGAAGAAUUAGGAAAAAAAACAAAAAAAAGAAAAAGUACAAUGUCUUCUAUAUAUGAAAUUCCUCAGAAAAAAAGAACAGUGAAAACAUCAGAAAGUUUAUUAAACAACGAUAUGAUAAAAGACUCAAAAAUACGAAAAAAAGAUUCUCGUAAAUAUAAAGAAGAUUUUAAGAGGUUUCAAGAUGAUUUUGAAAAACUCCAACAAUUAGAACAAAAAAUAGAAAUAUCAAAAAAUAAUAAUAAAGGUCCAACAGUUUUAUAUAAAUUAUAUUUGGCAUGGCUAUUAGAAUGUGAUUUUGUACAAUUGUUUCAAAAUAUUCAAGCAAGAUUGAAUGAAAAAUAUUGUCCAUGUCAAAUUACUAGGAUUUUACAAUAUUCAAUAACGCAUAUUUGUAAAUUAAGGUACACUCCACCAAAGAGAAAUUUAAUUUCUGAAAUAUUAAAAGGUAUGUUAAAAGCAUCAAAGAUAAAAGCUGUCACUGAAGCUUUACUUGAAAUGAGUUUUGUUAUAAAAUAUUCUGCGUUUAAAAUACCAAGUUUUAUAAAUGAUAAUGAAUAUAGACUUUUAGACAUAAAAAAAUUCCCAGAAAUAGCAAAAAAUAGAUAUAAUUUAUUUUAUACAACAUCAAAAGAAAUUUUAAAUUUAACGCAGUCAGCAUAUGCUUUAACAAACAGUAUACAUUAUACAGUUAUUGAAUAUUAUAAUAAUGUAACGUGUACAAAUGUUCUUUUCGAUUGUAUUAGUAUAACUGGUAUAUCAAAAUCUGAUUUUAAUUGUUUAUCUUGGAAUGAAAGAUUAACGUUUUUGAAAUUAAUUGCAAGAAAACAUAGCUUAUCCAUUAUUGAGGUGAAACCAAUUUCCAUAGAACAACUUCAAUAUAAUGAAUACCCACAAGGUCAAAAUGUUUAUUAUUAUAUAAGAACAAGUGGAUUAGGUCUAGGAACUUUAUUCGUAAAAAAUGCUUUAAUAAAUUCUGAAAAUCCAUUAUCUGCUAACAAAAAUAUUAUUUGUACAAAUAAAAGACAUAGAAAAACUCAAAUAACAGAUUUAGAAUUAAUCGUUAAAAAUAAUGAAAGUAACGUUAAUACUGUAAUAAAUUAUGAGCCAUCGAAUAAUGAUUUUAUAGAUUUCAAAAAAGUUGUUUCAAAUUAUAGUAAAAAUUUGAAGUUUUUAAAUAAGAAAAAAUUUGAUUCUACGAAUAAAAUAUCCGCUCAUUUAAAUUGUUUGCAAAAAAAUGAAGAUUACACAAAUUUAUUUAAUUAUAUGGUAACAAAUAUAUUAAAUGUAAAAACACAAUCAAGUGAAUCGAAUCAAUUAUAUAAUAACUUUUGUUCCGUCUUAUCUCAAAUAGAUUCAUAUUCCCUUAUAAAUGUAAACGAACUUCCAUUUUGUAAUCUAAAUAUGAUUAAGAAGGAUUCAAUUGGGUAUAUAAAAGAGAACGGUACGAAUUUAAACACUUUUUCAGAAAAAAAUGAUCAUUCAAUUAUUAAAUUAUCAGAGAAAAAUUUAGAAGAACAAAAAAAACAUAAUAUUGAUAAACAAGAUAAUUUACCUAGUACCAGUAAACAAAACAAUUUACCUAGUACAAGUAAACAGGAUAUUGUACCAGAUAAUAGUGAAAAGAAUAUUAGCGAAAAAGAUUUUUCGAAUUCAAAAGUUUAUUUUUAAAUUCAAAUUCAAAAGUUCAUUUUUAAAUUCGAAUUCAAAAGUUUAUUUUUAAAUUCGAAUUC
Cherax quadricarinatus is the source of this 2651-nucleotide messenger RNA. The record is from RefSeq and is a predicted model, not a curated record. NCBI's taxonomy places the organism in Eukaryota, Metazoa, Arthropoda, Malacostraca, Decapoda, Parastacidae.